AUGAAACUUUGUUGCAACCCGUCAUUGAGGUUCUAUUCAGAAAAUUUGCUGGUGACAAAUGAUGUUCUUAAAAUUGCUGAUUUUGGACUGGCUAGAGAAGUAUCAUCAAUGCCUCCAUAUACUCAAUAUGUUUCCACACGAUGGUACAGAGCUCCUGAAGUUUUGUUGCAGUCCGCAUGUUAUACUCCUGCUGUUGACAUGUGGGCUAUUGGUGCUAUAUUAGCUGAGCUUUUUACUUUGACCCCCAUAUUUCCUGGUGAAAGUUUCGGUAAUUGGUUUAAUUAUAAUGGCUACGCUGUUUCUGCACGAGAUGGGAACUUAAACUAUGUCAGUGGACUUGAUUCGUGGAGAGACUCUUCCGAUUCAUAUAAAUAUGACAUUCCCUUCUUUACCUUCUUGAGUGAGCUAAUUACUAUGACAGUAAGAAAUUCCAAAGGUAAGGAAUUUGGCUAUGCAAGUAGGCCAAGUCAGAAAGGAGAGUAUAGUAGCAUGGUAAUAGUGAUGUGGGUCAUGAAAGGUGAAAGGUGUCAAACCAGCCCACUUUGCUUUCAUUUAGAAUAUGGUCACAGUUUGGAAGAGUUAAAGAAGCACAUGGUAGAGGAGGCAGGUAGCUCACAUAAUUCUCAAGCCAUCAAAGAUACUACAAGCUGA
This is a messenger RNA of Vicia villosa (hairy vetch), 651 nucleotides long. Its product is annotated as cyclin-dependent kinase F-3-like. The transcript has 9 exons. Lineage: Eukaryota; Viridiplantae; Streptophyta; Magnoliopsida; Fabales; Fabaceae. Gene Ontology annotation, molecular function: protein serine/threonine kinase activity; ATP binding. The record is from RefSeq and is a predicted model, not a curated record. Gene Ontology annotation, biological process: intracellular signal transduction; protein phosphorylation. Bases 1 to 651 code for a protein of 216 amino acids. Gene Ontology annotation, cellular component: nucleus; cytoplasm.